Molecule: messenger RNA, 1422 nt
Organism: Phlebotomus papatasi
Lineage: Eukaryota; Metazoa; Arthropoda; Insecta; Diptera; Psychodidae
Exons: 3
Coding region: 366-1142 (258 amino acids)
Source: RefSeq, a predicted model, not a curated record
UGUUGCCUCUAACUUUUUCGGGGUUUUGCGUAUUAAGCGCCGAAAAAGUUUCAUUGAUUUUUUUUCUUAUUUGGGCGCGGAAAUGUGUGAGUCCAAUUGGAAUAUCUUAUGGGCAGCAUACAAGUGUAGUGAAUGACGAAAGUUGUAGAAUAGUGGGGAGGUCCCCAUGUUAGAAUUACACCAAAAGAAAAACCAUCAGUCUUGUGGCAGUGUCGAAAGAGUGUGAAUUGUCCAUGGAACUAAACGCUGAGAAUCUCUCCAUUCGCAUAAUUAAUAACAUUUUUAUAGAAACGUCAGAUAUUUGGCAUUGAAAAAAGAGUCUUUUUAUCUGUGUGCGCAUGUUUAAUAUAUUCUUGUGAAGAAAAAUGUCGAACAUUGGUUGGAACUUGAAGGCGGGUGGCGCCGAGCAGCCGAUUCAGCCCACACCACCAACUCAAAUUGCCGCCAAUAAUCAUCCCCCUAACCAGCCGCCGCCGUCCUACAACUCAAUCUACCCACAGAUCCCUAACCCUAUUGCACCCAGUGCUCCCUACGUCCUUCAGCCUGUGCAGAACAAUAUGCAGAUCCCAGGGCCAGGUACUUCUACCAUUCAGUCCACCAUAUCACCUCAGAUGCAGAACAUCAUCAGCCACGGGCAAUCCCUGCUGCCUCAGCAGCUGCAAGAUGCUGCUGCACAGGUACAAACGGCCAUCAGUAGCACCCUCAGCGGUAAUCCCUUCUGGCUGCCGGCCAGUGAAGGUCAAGUGCCGCCUGGUGCCGUCGUUGGGGGUCACGAGGUCGGCGGCGAGAAGCUCUACGUUGCUCGCGCACGACACGGCGGAGCAUUGAUCCCCGGAAAGUUGGUACCGUCUCACCGCUGCUGCUACGUGCCUUGGGGAGGUCGUGAGCAUUCUGUGAAGCACUACGAAGUGCUCUGCAACUGUUCCGGCACCUGGAUUUCCGCCUCCCGAGGCAACUACUCGCCCCAUGCACUUCCGGGCGGAACGAGCGAGAAGGGCGAGACCCUUUACAUCGGCAGAGCGAACCAUAAAGGCUCCCAAACCAUCGGAAAGAUCCAGCCGUCGCACAAGCUCUGCUACAUUCCGUACGCCGGAAAGGAAAUCGGUUACAAGUCCUACGAAGUCUUCGUGCCCAACAACUAAAAACUCUUGCAUUUUCUUCAUUUUUCUCUUUAAUAUAGAUUUUUUUUUAUAUCCCACAGAUACAAUAUUCUCAGGCGUAGUAUUUUUUUCGCCCUUUUAUCUUAAGAACAUUACGUUGUUGUUGUUUUUUUUUUUAUAAAUUCUCAAUGUUUAAGUAGAUUUUUACUUCUCCGAAAAUGUCAAAAAAAAACAAACAAUUACAGGAAAUAUUGUAAACUUCUCUAUAUUGACAAAAAAAAAUAUAAUGAAAAUACAAAAUAGAGUUUACUGCACAACAAAA